CGCUGAAGUCCAGUAUGGCGGCUCUGCCUGAGGAGCCAGCCGAGGCGGUAACGGUGAAGCCAGACCCUGACGGCGGAGCUCCACCGCCUCCGCCCCAAUCCCAGUCCCCAGCAAAUGCCGCCCCUGCUCCUCCUCCCCCCUCAGCCACCGCGGCUCCCCUCACGGAUGGGGAGGCUGGCGCGGGCGCCCCUGACUCGAAGCCCCCGGUGGUCCCCAAUGCUGUACCGGCCGCCUCCCAGCAGCCCACCGACCGGCAGAUGCUGCUGGCGGUGCUGCAGUUCCUGCGGCGCAGCAACCUCCGCGAGUCCGAGGAGAUUCUCCGCCGGGAAUGCCGGCUGCUCGCUGAAGAGCUCGCGGCGGAUCCCAGUCCCUCGGCGCUCGGAGGACAGGCAGCCCAUGGCGGGGAAGGGCAGGAGCCCAGCCUCGGGAUCUCGGUCCCCGGAGCUGGGGAGGUGCUGCUCAGCUCCGUCACCUUUGGACAGUCCGGGGGUACCGUCGCCCCUGCAGCUGUUACGGCUCCUCCUGCUGCGCCCUUGGGACCCUCCGGGAAAGUUGGUGUCCUUAUGGAAGAUCAGCCAGAUGUGAGUGCAGUGUUGUCUGCCUACAACCAGCAGGGAGACCCAGCGCUCUAUGAAGACUAUUACAGUGGACUGAAACACUUCAUUGAAUGUGCUCUGGACUGUCAUCGAGCUGAGCUAUCACAACUUUUUUAUCCUCUCUUUGUGCACAUGUAUUUGGAGCUAGUCUACAAUGGGCAUGAAAAUGAAGCAAAGUCCUUCUUUGAAAAGUUUCAUGGGGAUCAGGAGUGUUAUUACCAGGAUGACUUGCGCGUAUUAUCAAGUUUAACCAAAAAAGAGCACAUGAGAGGGAAUGAGACAAUGCUGGAUUUUCGAACAAGCAAGUUUGUGCUGCGCAUUUCCCGUGAUUCUUACCAGCUCUUGAAAAGACACCUUCAGGAAAAACAGAACAAUCAGAUCUGGAAUAUUGUUCAAGAGCAUCUUUACAUUGAUAUCUUUGAUGGCAUGCCUCGCAGUAAACAACAGAUCGAUGCUAUGGUAGGAAGCCUGGCAGGCGAGGCAAAACGGGAGGCUAACAAAGCUAAGGUCUUUUUUGGCUUACUAAAAGAACCAGAAAUUGAAUUACCUUUGGAUGAUGAAGAUGAAGAAGGGGAAAAUGAGGAGGGUAAGCCAAAGAAGAAGAAGCCAAAAAAAGACAGCAUGGGAUCAAAAAGUAAAAAGCAAGAUCCAAAUGCUCCUCCUCAGAACAGAAUCCCUCUUCCUGAGCUAAAGGAUUCUGACAGGCUGGAUAAAAUAAUGAAUAUGAAGGAAGCCACUAAGCGUGUGCGUCUUGGCCCAGACUGCUUGCCCUCUAUCUGUUUCUACACAUUCCUUAAUGCUUACCAGGGCCUAACAGCAGUGGAUAUUACAGAUGACUCUAGCAUGAUUGUGGGAGGUUUUGCUGACUCCACUGUCAGAGUAUGGUCUGUGACACCCAAAAAACUACGUAGUGUAAAGUCAGCAGGAGAUCUCAGCCUCAUAGAUAAAGAAUCUGAUGAUGUUUUAGAAAGGAUCAUGGAUGAGAAAACAGCAAGUGAGUUGAAGAUUUUAUAUGGUCACAGUGGACCUGUGUAUGGUACCAGCUUCAGCCCCGAUAGGAACUAUUUGUUAUCAUCUUCAGAGGAUGGCACAAUCAGACUAUGGAGUCUCUUAACUUUUUCUUGCCUUGUGGGAUACAAAGGACACAACUACCCUGUGUGGGACACACAGUUCUCUCCCUAUGGAUAUUACUUUGUGUCUGGCGGUCAUGACAGGGUGGCUCGCUUGUGGGCAACAGAUCACUACCAGCCUUUGCGGAUUUUUGCUGGUCAUCUUGCCGAUGUCACAUGUACACGUUUUCACCCAAAUUCCAACUACGUUGCUACUGGCUCAGCGGAUAGGACUGUGCGGCUAUGGGAUGUUCUCAAUGGAAAUUGUGUGAGAAUUUUUACAGGACAUAAGGGACCGGUUCAUUCAUUAGCAUUUUCUCCUAAUGGAAGAUUCUUGGCAACUGGAGCUACAGAUGGAAGAGUGCUUCUCUGGGAUAUUGGCCAUGGUUUGAUGGUUGGGGAGUUAAAAGGACACACAGAAACAAUCUAUGCACUCAGGUUCAGUAGAGAUGGAGAAAUUUUAGCAUCAGGUUCAAUGGACAACACAGUGAAGUUGUGGGAUGCUGUGAAAGCUUUUGAGGACUUAGAAACAGAUGAUUUUACUACAGCCACAGGACAUAUAAACCUGCCUGAAAACUCUCAAGACUUGUUGUUAGGUACAUACAUGACCAAAUCAACCCCUGUCAUACAUCUCCAUUUCACCCGUAGAAAUCUGCUUCUUUCUGCUGGGGCGUAUAGUCCACAAUGAGCUAUGACACUGCAGGACUUGGUUGUAUAAGUCUUGUGAAGUAAAGGUUGUAGAAUAAUUGUAUUAUUGAAGACCGAUGAACUGAACUUGUCUGCUGGAACAAGCAAUGUAAACUAUGACCCAAUAAGCACCUUCAAGUAAUUGCUGUUUUAAGCCCCACUGGAGAAUAUUGGAAUCAUGAGUUUGAUGGUGGGGGGGAGGGUGGGGAGAAGUUUGGCUUGAAUUUAGAAAAAGAGUCUCUCUUAUCCUCAGCAAGGAAAUGGUCAGCCAUUUCUAAACUGCAGCACCAGCUGCAAAAAGCACAGGUAAAUAGUACAACUCUUAAAACGCACUUAGUUUGUCAUUUCCCCAGUUAACAACUACCAAGAGCUUCAAAAGGAGCUUCCACAUGGAGCUGUGGAUUCUUUUUAUCAUGUGGAGAAGGAACUCAAAUAGCUGUUCGGUAUAUGUGAGAUGCUUAAUUUGUUCAAAGGAGGAAAGGUCAGAUUAAGCAAAUACACUGAAGCAGGCUUCAGCCUGCUAACUUAAUUUGAGAGAUGCUUUAAAGGUUGAUCCGUUACAAAUGUGACAAUCUUUAACUGAGAUAUUAUUUGUUUUCUUUGUGUACACACCAGCCUAUUUUGGCAGGGGAAACGAUUUCUUUGGGCCAGAAGUAUAAAAUCCCAUCCCUCCUAAAGUGUAUACUAGACCACAACCAGACUUGUUUUCUAUAAUAAGAUACUGUCACUCAAGCAUUCAGUUGCUACAUUGCCUUGGCUGUUUACCAGUUGCUGCAUUCCAGCAGGAAAUUAAUAUGAGUAUUGGUUUUAAAAAUACAAUUGCCAUGAUUUUGCAUCUUGUACAGUUUUAUAUUUUUGAUAUUUUAUAAUAAAGACAAAUUAGUCUGUGCUAUU
Molecule: messenger RNA, 3286 nt
Organism: Eublepharis macularius
Lineage: Eukaryota; Metazoa; Chordata; Lepidosauria; Squamata; Eublepharidae
Gene: TAF5
Product: TATA-box binding protein associated factor 5
Exons: 11
Coding region: 15-2393 (792 amino acids)
Biological process (GO): transcription initiation at RNA polymerase II promoter
Cellular component (GO): transcription factor TFIID complex
Molecular function (GO): protein binding; RNA polymerase II general transcription initiation factor activity
Source: RefSeq, a predicted model, not a curated record